UUCUUUUACAAACUUUUUUAUUUUUGCAUCUUACACAAAAAAUACUGUACUUUUGCAGAGUGGGAGGGUUAUUUUCUUUCUUAGCAACGAAAAAGAAAAGAAAAGAAAAGAAAACUAUCUGCUGAUCUUAUGCUCUAUCAGUGAUCAGAUAGAGCUCGUCCACCACAUCCCGUGAUUCUCUCUUCUGUUAGAUCCUUACAAAGCACCGGAUUUUUCUCCAUUUAUUGUUUUUUUCUUCUGAAACUGGGAAAUGAGCAUUUUUCUACCACUCUUCUUCUAUCCAACUAUUUCCUAUUCGCUAGAUCUCCGCUCAGGUAAGUUUUUAGAUUAGAUCCAUAAAUAGUUCCAACAUUUUCAAUAUAUUCUAUGCCGUAUGCCCUGGGCAGGACAGAUGAAGUCACUGAGGAUUUAGUUUUGAUCUUCUCCGAGGAAUGCAAUAAUUUGGGUCGUUGAAUUAUGGCGGCAAGUCUGAGAUUUUCAGGCCUAAGAGCGAGUCUGAGAGUAGCAGCUUUGGUCGUUUUUGUGUUGUGGAUAUGUGUUGCGGCAUUGUACAGCCUGACAAAGCCGAUAUCCAAUGGGUGCAUCAUGACUUACAUGUAUCCUACUUAUAUCCCUAUUCCCUCGCCGGAGAAUGUAUCAUCCACCAAGUAUGGAUUGUAUCUGUAUCAUGAAGGGUGGAAAAAGAUUGAUUUUGAGGAGCACCUUAAGCAUCUUACCGGGGUUCCUGUUCUUUUUAUCCCAGGCAAUGGCGGAAGCUACAAACAGGUGAGAUCCAUAGCUGCAGAAUCUGACAGGGCUUAUAAUGGAGGGCCUUUUGAGCAGUCAUUUUACCAAGAAGCCUUUAAAACCCCGGGCAGUGGUGUUCAAUUUGAUGCUAGAAGCAUUCCGUUGCCAAGCAAGUAUGCAUGCAUGCUCGACUGGUUUGCUGUGGACCUUGAAGGUGAACACUCGGCACUGGAUGGACGGAUACUUGAAGAGAACACAGAAUAUGUAGUAUAUUCUAUUAACAGGAUUUUGGAUCAUUAUAAAGACUCUCAUGAUGCUCGAGUUAAAGAAGGUGCCAAUGUAUCUAUGAAUUUCCCAAGAAGCGUUAUGUUAGUUGGUCAUUCCAUGGGUGGUUUUGUUGCUAGAGCUGCAACUGUACAUCCACAUUUGAGAAAAUAUGCAGUUGAAACAGUCCUGACACUCUCUACCCCACACCAGUCACCUCCUCUAGCAUUGCAACCAUCCCUUGGGCAGUACUAUGCACAUGUUAAUCAUGAAUGGAGGAAAGGGUAUGAAGUCCAAACUUAUAGAUCUGGGCGUUAUCUAUCUGAUCCAUUGCUGUCUCAUGUGGUUGUCGUCUCUAUUUCUGGCGGUUAUCAUGAUUACCAGGUGCGGGCAAAACUAGAGUCCCUUGAUGGCAUUGUCCCUUCCACCCAUGGGUUUAUGAUUAGUAGUACAUGCAUGAAGAAUGUCUGGUUGUCAAUGGAGCACCAAGUUAUAAUGUGGUGUAAUCAGCUUGUCGUGCAAGUGUCACACACACUUCUUAGUUUAAUAGAUGACAAGACCCAUCAACCCUUCAUGGAUGUACAAAGAAGGCUUGGAAUAUUUACAAAGAUGCUUCAAAGUGCUAUACCUCCAAAUUUUGAUGGGAUACAGCACAUACAGUUACCCUACCAAUUAUCUCAUGUUUCUUCUAGCAAUCGGAAACCUAGUUCUGGACCCGAGGGUAGUAACUUUUCUUGCCCUAGAAGCACCCAUUGGCUUGAUGAUGGACUUGAAAGGGAUCUUUACAUAAAAACAACUACUGUGACCAUUUUAGCAAUGGAUGGAAGGAGGCGUUGGCUGGAUAUCCAGAAAUUGGGAGCAAAUGGAAAAGGUCACUUUGUUUUUGUCACAAAUCUAUCUCCUUGCUCUGGGGUAAGACUACACCUUUGGCCUGCAAAAGGAAUCUUGACUUCAGAUAUUUCUGUUAAUAAACGGAUCGUAGAAGUAACUUCAAAGAUGGUAAAUAUCCCCUCAGGACCCGCUCCAAGGCAGAUAGAACCCGGGAGUCAGACUGAGCAAGCACCUCCUUCUGCCAUUUUAUGGUUGCGUCCAACUGAUAUGGAUGGCUUUCGAUUUCUGACAAUAUCAGUGGCACCUCGCCAGACUGUUUCAGGAAGACCGCCCCCAGCUACUUCCAUGGGUGUUGGACAAUUCUUUAAUCCAGAUGAAGGGGAAAUAGAGUUGACUCCUCAAUCAGUGAUUCCCAUGAUAUACAGUCAAAAGGACAUUCUAUUGAAAGAAGAUCACCCUCUUGCCAUCAAUAUGUGGUUCUCCAUUAGCUUAGGCAUUCUGCCUGUUACAAUGUCUGUUAAAACCACUGGUUGCGGGAUACAAAAGUCAGAAUUCUCAGCUGAUGAGACAGGAGACAUGGAUAUUAGCAGUCUUUGCAAGCUCCGGUGCUUCCCACCUGUAGCUUUGGCAUGGGAUGCCUCAUCUGGGCUUAAUGUUUUCCCUAAUUUGUACUCUGAAACUAUUAUGGUGGAUUCCUCUCCGGGAGUCUGGAGUUCGAAACCAGGUUCAGAGAAGACAAAUGUACUAUUGUUGAUUGACCCACACUGUUCAUAUAGAACUAGUUUUGACGUUCCUAUCACCACUGCUGCUGGAAGGUUUAUACUUUUAUACUUUUCUCAGAUAUUUGGGUUUUCAAUUGCUGUUAUCUUUUUCGCUUUGAUGCGGCAAGCAUAUGCAUGGGAAAUUGAUCUGCCCAUUCCUUCACUUCUUUCUGCUGUCGAGUCAAAUUUGAGAUUGCCAUUGCCAUUUAUCUCUCUUGCCCUAGUGCCCAAUUUUCUGGUUUUGCUACACUCUUACCUAUUCUCUCAGCCGCUUGCUUCAGUCAUAAGCUUCAUUAUCAUCUCAACAAUUUGUUAUUUAUUUGCAAAUGGGUUAAUGUUGGUGCUGAUUGCGAUAUCUCUGUUGGUGUUCUAUGUAGCUGCAACUGCACAUGCUUUUUUCAAGAGACGGUGGCGGACAUUUGAAAACAAUGAGCGUUUAUACUUUCCCCAACGGUUUCUGAGUCUUUCAUGUGCUGUUUUGUCAUCUAAGGUGGUGAGGAUAAUAACAUCCAAUCCUUCAUCUGUUAUUGCUCUGGUUGCCUUUCCACUUGUGUGCCUCGUUCAUCCUGCAUUGGGUCUCUUUUUGUUGCUUUCAUCUCAUGCUGUCAGUUGUCACAAUGCUCUCUCAAGUCAUGUACAAACUGAAGAGUCAAGAGGAGGGUCUGGAGAUGGAGAAAUGAGUAAAUACAAGCAACACAUUCCCAAGUAUAAUGGUCAAAGUAAUAAACUUGUCCCCCUGAAGGAAAAUAUUUCUAGUGGCCUGGAAAAUGUGAAAAGCUAUGCUGAAACACAGUUGGAGAUUUUUCACCACCGACAUGGCCUGCUUAUCUUGCAUUUGCUUGCCACGCUAAUGUUUGUUCCCUCGCUUGUGGCCUGGCUUCAGAGGAUCGGAGUUGGUCAGAGCUUUCCAUGGUUUUUGGAUUCUAUACUGAUUAUUGGUGUUCUGCUACAUGGCAUUUGUGAUCCAAGGCCCGAAUUCAACUUCUUCUUUCCCUUUCCAGGCUUCAAAGGGCAGUGGGAGAUAAAACUAAGCUUAGCAUAUAUUCUUGCUGGAUAUGCAUCGUACCUUUCCGGUCUGGCCUUGAAUCCGUAUAGCACAUUCUAUGCGAUAGCCACCGUGGGGUUUGUUUCAUUUGUUUUCAGGGUUAUACAAAGAGACAAGGGCAGCAACCGAAAGCACUCUCAUCAUAGACAAUAACUAACAGGUUUUGUUAAAUGAUCAAUGUAUGACGAUUCACUAAACUUUCAUAGUUUCAUGCCACAAUUUUGCAAUGGUAAUGAGUGAUUACACAAGGUUUGUACUGAAGAAAGCAAUGCACCAUAUAACUUAGAGUAGUAAGGGCAGGGACAGGCUGGUUCUGGACCAGCUGGUUCCUGGUCCGACACAAUCUAUACCCGUAACCAAGACAAGUAAAUUUGAGUACCAGUCCCAAACCGGUUCCUGUUCCUGCUCCAAACUGAUUUUUAGCCAAUUUCUGAAAAAAUGCAAAAGAGGAUCUGUAAUCGGCCAGUUCAAAGCAUUAUACACAUAUGAACGGGAACCGUACCCAGCUUGGACCCAUUCCGGGUAACGAUUCCGUUCUGGUUCCCAUUCAAAUGGUCCCGGUUUGGGUCAUUUAACUGCCCGAUUCCAGCGGGGUUCCGGAAUCGGGCCCCUCCUAUUGAGUACAUAUAUUCAAUCAAUGAUCACACACAAAUUUUAGGUGUAGGAAAUUAUUGAGGUUUCAAAACCAUGAGUGAUAUUGUUGUUGCUCAUCUUGCCAUGGCAAGCCGCCGCUGAAUGUGUGAAGUACUUGGUCUUUCAGGCCGGUGUCUAUGACCUCACAGAAUCGGCUUGACCAGUCUGGAGGUUCAAUUGCUCUGGUUCCUAAGCCAGGUGCUCGAUCUUUAGAGCCUGUAUUCUGAUCCUGUUUCCAAUCAGACACAUAGGUAGCCACCCUCCUAUGGAACUUCUCCUUAAAGACUUGCCACACCUGGUACUUGUAGUGGUUCACCGCCAUCAAGCUUGUGUCUAUAUUAACAUAUCUGUAUUCUGGGCUCAGCCCGAAGUGGUGGACCACAUUCAUCAAUGUGGGGUCCAAUGCCCGCGGUCGGACUAUACUCUUGUGCCUCUCGGCCUGUGCAAGCCGGCACGUGUAACCCACAGUUACUCCUUGUUCUGGGACCUGUUUGAAUCCUGACGGGCCAAAGCUAUGGCAUGGGACCCGCAACUCAGCAAUAGAACUAGGUUGCUGUGUUAGAACGUGCUGGAUAGAUGUUCGAGCCGGCAAGUAAAAGAAUUCGUCCACAUCUAUGAACCCAACCCACUCGCACAAGUCUCUUGCUCGAAGUGCACAAUGGGCGAACCCAGACUCUUGGCUUUUGAUCCAAGGCCACACGUGUCGUGUGACGUUGUAUGAUGCCUUUAAUGACUGAAGUACGUCCUUGAUGUUGUCGUUGCUGUUGUUAUCGUAGAUGAACCAACGUUGCACCCCUAUCUCAGCAUGAUACAUUAUCCACUCUCGCAGGAACCGUGCUUGGUUCAUUAACAUGGUGCAAACGCACAUGCUGUGCUUUUUCCUCCCAUCCAUCAGGCCAGGGUCUUUUAGUUUGACCUGGGGCCGGGCCACAGAGUCCAAUGGUCCUUUCCCAACCAUCCUAACUGAAACCUUAAUGGUUUUAGUGUCAAACCUCGUUAAGCUGUUAAGUAUGCUUGGAGGUGUUUUACACCGUACAACUUCUUGUGCGAUCGACACGACGUUGGAAUGGAGCAUGCGUUUCGGGUUCUUGAGAUCCCAACCAUAGACACACCUGAAUUUGGAUGGAUCAGAUGUCUUUCCACCCCUUAGAUGGAAGCCCUUCACAAAUACAACUGUUGUGUUGUCCCGGUCAACAACUGCCUCAUAAGCAAGCGAGUCCCAACUAUAUGUGGGUCCUGCCGGUAGAUAGUUACGGUGCGGCUCCAUCUUCACAGCAAGGGACACCGAAGAGCCAUGUGGUGGAACUUCGCACCGUAUAAUCUGGCGGCCGGAGUGCUCAUCAUCAACUGACUUGGGUGGAGCUGGUGAAGUAGUGUAGCCUGCUGGAGAAAAGUAAACGCAGUCAAGCUCUCCCCUGGUAAAUAGCCUCGUUAACUGGGGGUAUUUUAGGAAAAGGAGUGCCUCAUCCGGGGUUAUGACAGUUUCUUGAAUUGAGACCUUUGAAAAAUCAGACGAGUUGCCGGAGACCACUGCCAACGCUGUAGAUGCAUCACCCCAAGUCGUCACCAGUCGUGGACAAUGGUACCCUAAAGAAGAGGCGGCUAGGGGAGAAAGCAAAGCUGGAGAAGAUGAUGAUGACAAAAAUAGAGCAUAAGAAAAGCUUGCAUGGAUUUAGCUGUGUAAAUG
This is a messenger RNA of Cuscuta europaea, 5947 nucleotides long. The record is from the annotation of a GenBank genome assembly. Lineage: Eukaryota; Viridiplantae; Streptophyta; Magnoliopsida; Solanales; Convolvulaceae.